AUGGAGGUCGAACUUAGGGAAGCGUCGGCUGCCAAAGACAGGAAGAUCGAUUCUAAUGAAGGAAAAACGCAGACUAUAGGCUGGCAGUCUCUUUUAACUUUCACCAUCCUCUCUCUGGCGUGGUUAGUGGGUUUCGCAAGCCGUCUUUUUGCUGUGAUACGAUUUGAGAGUAUUAUUCACGAGUUUGAUCCUUGGUAAGUGCUUAGCUCACGUCGGUUUCGAUCCGCUUUUUUGCAGUAUUUUAACGACCUUUAGGUAUUUUUUUAAUUUUUUCUUUUUACAUUAAAAAAGAGAACCUAGAUUGUGGAGUAAAUUUAUAGCUUCUAUUGCGGUCGUCGGAACGAAAGUGACUCCUUGUUUUAAUUUUUUUCGUACCUAACUGUUCAGCUCUUUUCCGCGCGGGUUUAAACUAUUUGGAGUGGAUUUUUAUUGCUUUGUACAAAGAACUAGAAAUCGCUGCAAAAAUAAGCCUUUUUUGGAAACGAUAAAUGAAACACGUUUUCUGUGAAAUACUUUAAAGCUAAUAUUGUUACCAUCUGUCACGCCGAGAUGAUGUCUUAUUUUUACUACAAGCGUCAACUUGAUCAAAUACAAUUUAACUUUGCAUAAUUUUAUUGAUAAUUAAACAAGUUUAAACAUCAGCUGGCGGCUACAAGCAGAUGUGACCAGCGAUGUCACUUAGUCAUAGCAGAAACUCAAAACGAUUAAAAAUCACCCUUAAAAAAUUCCUUCUUGACUUGUGCAAGCGGAUUUUACGUUUGUGCUGCGAUUCUUGCCAUAUAAAGGAACAAAGAUCAUUUGUCAUGCAGUUGGGCUGUCAUUUGUAAAAUAAAAUCCUUUUAAAGAUAUCCUUCCGGUAAUGCUUUAAAUAGAAUUGAUGAUUUGUAUGAGUAAAGAGUUUUCGUCUGACUUGAGUGAAGUUCAUAUUAGGUAUUAGUUCAUCCUGUCCGGAAAAACUGAAUUAUUUGAGAAUUUCAGGUUUACCAGAGUAAUUUUUCUUAAACAUUUUAUAAGCAGAAUUUUGUUAAACAAGCGACGAAGAAAAAAAAAUGAAAAGAUUUAUAACACAACAUUUCGGGAUAAUGGAGUCAUGAGGACCCCAAAUCGCCGUGUUAUUAAUCUCUCAUUUUUCUUCUUAGUUGCUAAUUUUUCUUAAGGAUGUUUUUUAUGAUUUUCAAAAAUAGCUUAUUAAGUGCAGUCAAGCCUUGAUUUUGUUUGUCUUCUAGUGAUGUGAAAAGUGAUCCAAACAUAUAUUUCUGGAUAGCUUUUUGAUACACACCAAAUAUUGUGUGGUUCCAGAAAAUAUCCGUACCACCCCCUACAGAAGGGGUCGAAUUUUCCAGGGGGGAUCAGUUUGCCUAAUUUUCCAGUGGGGAGGGGGGUGCACCUUAGGGAAAUAUUUCCAGAGGGUUCUUGUGAUGUGCAAGAGAGUAACUAAGGAAAAAACACAGCAAUUUAACACAACAAUUUAUUUGCGAAGAUAUAUAAAACACAAGGAAAGUUAAAGAGCUCUUAAGAAACUCAGAAACUAAGAACAAGAUCGGUUCAGUGUCCCCCAGUAGGCACUGUGAUAUUUGGAUUCUUGUUUGGCUCCAACAACUACUCUUUCGCAGCGAAUUUAGCAUGUGAACUUGCACUCGAAGUCCAGAAUGACCUGAACUUGUUCCAUUAAAAUGUCACGUAGAGACGUUGGAACUUUUCGUUACAGGUUCAACUACCGCUCAACUCAUCAUCUUGUGACCCAUGGUUUCUACAACUUUCUAAACUGGUUUGAUGAGAGAGCAUGGUAUCCACUGGGGAGAAUUGUUGGUGGAACUGUAAGUACAUACCUGUAUUUAUUACAUUGAUUCAGAUAACAUAACAUACACUUUAUUACGACUCCUCUGUAUGGGACUAUUCUGUCGUAGUGUACAAUAAUAUACAACUAUCCCCUGUUUCUUUGCCUUGUCGUUAAGCAUAGAAAAAGGUGGCAAAAGAGUACAUCUGAGAAAACAGUGCCAUGGCAAAAAGGGAAAGAAAGGCUGCAAAUAGCAACUUACAGACCUUCAUCACUCUCAUUUGAUGUUUUUGUAGUCUUUAUUCAUCUUCCAUUGCUCUUGAAACUGAAAAUCAUGAGAAAGUUAAGUAAUGAAAUCGUGAAUAUCAAUUAUUAAUUUGAGUUUUUCGGCACACACUCAACCUUUUGGUCACAGAACACGAAAAAAAAUUAUGAUUUCACAAUUCGUGAAAAAUAAAAACAGCUAGUCACGUAUCACAGAAAUACCCUUGUAAGACCCUCUUAGUAGAGGUACAAAUGAAAUAUGUACUAAUCAAUCUCACAGUCUCCACAAACUUCUUUCAAGUAAAUAUCAGCCAAGCUACUCUUUGAGAGAACAAAGAACAUUUAUUCAUCCAAAGUGUAAAACUGAAAGAUGGAAGAAUAGUUUUCUUUUAAGUUAUGUUUACAGUAGUUGAAAUAUAAUUUUUUUUAUUAUUGUAUAUAGGAACUUGACGCAUGCUUUUGAAUUUGUGAUUUCAUAACAGUUUUAAAAUUGUAAAUUAUUUUGGAUCAUCUUUCUUUAAUUAGUUGUAAAGUGCUUUAAUUUAUUAGUUUUAAUUUAGUACGGUUGUAAAUUAUUGCAUUUGUAACCCUCAUUCAUUCAACUCAUGGAGGCAAGUUUUUAAGGUGAAUAAACUAUCUAUCUAUCCAUCUAUCUCAAAUUAUUUACAUUUCAGUACUGUUAAAAGGCCAUUUGCAUGAUGUUGUCAUUUUAUACUGCUAUGGCCAAAAUCCUUCAGGGUUUUGUUUUCUUGUGCAAAGUGUGGCUCUUGUUAUUCAAACCUCACUGGGAUUACCAAAGUUAAAUAUGAAAGAAUAAAUGAAAUGGAUUCUGGUCACAGUAGUAAAAUGUCAUCAUCUUGCAAAUACCAAAUGCAGUCUUAGAUAUUAUUUUAAUAUACUUAUGUACUGUUGACUAACCCUCUUGUUUCCUGUCAAAUGGACCACUCUGUAUCUGAAGGGCGUCAGUCAGGCCUGACAUGUCUUUCAUACCCCACCAUUAUUGCCAAAAAAUUUUUUCCUAUGUAGACAUCAGCACUUACAGCAUGUUUUGCUCUUGAUGUCUACAUACUGGUAUUAAAUUGUAACAAUACUGUAAAUGUAAAUGUAAAUAUCAUAUUAUCCACUCCACUCAGGGCUUUUCAGGGAUAAUUUACAACACUGGUUGGGGGACUUUGCCAGACUGCUUAAGCUGCAGUUUACAAGUAGUGAAGGAAUGAGUAAUGAUGCCCCCAUACAUGAGUGUGAAAGUGAGAUAGACCACUAGAUUAGGCACAACGUGUCCUACUCUUUACGAAGAGUGUGUGGGUUCUUUAACGUCCCACAGAUUUAUUACAUGUGCAAGGGCUUGUGAGAUGGGGCCUAUGGUUUAUCGUCCUUAUCCGAAAAGACUAGAAAGUCUAACCGUUUGCAGAUGUUAUUACAAAGGCAGCACUUUCUCCUCAGUUAUUUAAAGACCCUUAGUGUUGGUCCAGCCGGGGUUUGAACCUAUGGCCUCCCGCUCAGCAGACCAGCACUUAUCCCAUUGAGCUAACCGGGCAGCGGUUAAUACAAGACUAGUAUCUAACUCGGAAACCCAAUGGUUUAUUUAGAUUCUAGGCAUUUCCUUACCUUUAAUGUAUUUUUAGUUUUGCAAAUAUUAUAGUGUAACUGACUGUUAGACUAAAACUACCUUCUGCAACUAUAAUUAUUCUAAAGCGAAAUGUAAUUUAAAAGUUUGUUGUUGUUGUUGUUGGGGGUAGUUUUUUACUCCAUUUGCUGGAAGAUUAAUCCUUAUUUAUCUCAAAUGUUGUUUAAUUAUUAUUUUUUAUAACAGGUUUACCCAGGAUUGAUGCUUACAUCAGCAACUAUUCACUGGGUAUUAAAUACUCUUCAUGUCACAGUGCACAUUAGAGACGUAUGUGUGUUUUUGGCCCCUAUGUUCAGGUAAUUAAUAGUCCUCUCUACGUUUUGAGUAAGUUAGACAUUAACCUGCGAAUGCAGCUAUUUCUCCUUGCUCCUCGCCACUAGAUAUGUUUCGCUUGGAGGAACGUCUGCGCCUCAGCAACAGAAAUUCCAUACUGAUGAAGUAAAUCAAUGUUUACAUAAGAAAUGCGGUAUUCAUGGGGUUCCAAAUGUAAAUUUGUUUGAUUUUACAUUUACAUUUUUGGUUGAUUAUUAGAUGGUAAAGUUUUGUGUUCUACUGCGAACAAGCUCCAGCAAAAUUCAAAUGCUUUUUCUAAAGAAAAAUAUAUUCCAGGAAUAUUGACUGUUCCGUGGUAGAUUCAUCACGUUUACGAACCUGUUUACAUUUGACCUUUGUGGCCUUUUUUCUUUUGUCUGUCAUUCAUAAACAAUAGGUAAAACAAUAUUACUACUAUGUUGACCAAUCAGAACUCCUGACCAGAUUCUGGAGUCACAGAUUUUACAUCAUCAGUAUGGAAUACCUGUUGCUAAGGUGCAAACGUUCCUCCUGGCGAAAUGUCCCUAGCGGGAAGGUACAAGGAGACAGCGUGGCCGUGUGGUUAGAGUGAUGGACUUGUAAUUCAGAGGCCCCGAGUUCUAGUCCUGCUCAGACCAAUAGGUGGAUUUGUUCUUGGAGGUCCCAAGUUCACAUCCUUGGCCAUGCUUGUAAAAUAGCCAACUGAUUGCACCUCCUUCCAGUUGGCAUUUUUAACCAUGUUAUGUUCCAUUUAAAUUGUUUGUUUUUUAUUUUCCCUGAAAAGCCUUAUAAGGAGAGAGGAUAAUUAAAGUAUUAUUAUUAUUAUUAUUAUUAUUAUUAUUAGUUUUAUUAUAAUUAUUAUUACCACUUGAUAAUGCACUGUUAGUAUUUAGUAUUUAGUAAUGCACAAACAUUAAUUUGUUGACUUUGUUAUCUCAUUUUCAUUUGUAGUGGUCUUACUGCCAUAGCAACAUAUUUGUUAACAAAAGAACUGUGGAAUGAUAGGGCUGGUCUUUUUGCAGCCUGUUUUAUAGCCAUUGGUAAGUUUGUUUUUAACUGUUUUUAACACACACAAUCUACAUUGUACAGAUGUACAUGUAAACAAUAUUAGAUAUUAAAUGUAACUGAACAUUGCAUCCUUGGAUCAACUUGUAGCAACUUCUGUGAUGUCAGUAUACAUUUUAUUAUUUUAGUUCAUUUCUGCCCUUGGUUCAAAUUGAUUUUCCUUUGCUGAACAUUUGGUCUGGUAAUGUACCUCAAUGAGCUUGAAACAAAGCAAAUCAAAUUUGUGCACUUUACAGGUUUUAAACAAUCAAUUUAGCUUUGCUAUAUUCUCCAUUAUUGACGAUUCUUGGAGAACCUGAAAGCAAAAUAGAAGAGAAAUCAACCCUCCAAGUUAAAGUUUUUGCUUGGCCACCAUUUGGCAACCAAUUCUUUUGGUUCAGGGAGACUUUUUUACAAAUCAAGUCACCAGCUUCAAAAUUUUAGGCCCCAUUGCAACUAAAAUAGUCGUAACUUGGAGGGUUGGAAAUAAAACCAAAAGAAACCCCAAGCUGUUUGAUUCCCCGCCUACUUGUUGUAUUAACCCAGCAACUUGAAAUCUUAGUGACAACCCUGAACAUAGUAUAUAGAUGUAAGGUGGAACUUUUAAGGCAUGAUUAGUCAGUUGGCAGUUUCGACAUGCAGAAGAUCAGUCCACUCAAGUCUAUGUAAAAUUCUAUUGUGAUUAUUCCAGUUCCUGGUUACAUAUCGCGCUCAGUGGCAGGAUCAUAUGACAAUGAAGGAAUUGCCAUCUUUGCACUACAGUUUACUUAUUUUUUAUGGGUAGGUGUGGAUUUAAAUGAUUUAUUAUAAUUAAUAAAAGGUCUUGAACAGUGCAUUAGAUUCGGGGUUUCUGAGAAGCUGUGAAACUCCAGAAACAGAUGUGGAAAUGUUUUGUAAGCUACUUUAAAAAAUGGACCUGAGUGAUUCUAGGCAGUUUUGUGGUGUCAGGAGAGUCCAAACCACUGUCAUUUACCUCCAUUACAGUUCUACUCACUAAAUAAAAACCUAGUUUUUAAGAACAUGUUUAGCCUUAAAUAAUAUAAUAUUCUUUGAAGGAUGACUUGUUCAAAAUUCAUGUGUUAAGUGCUUCAAUAUUUUAAAUAUAGUCAUGUACCUUCUCUUUAUUUUAAUGUAACUCUUUUCUUCAGGAAAUAAGUAGCCUGCGAAAACAUCCGUUUCUCCUCGCUCUUCGCCGCUGGGGACGUUUCGCGAGGAGGAACGUCUGCGACUCAGCGACAGAAAUUCCAUACUGAUGACGUAAAAUCUGUCCAGAAUCCGGUCAGAAGCGCUGAUUGGUCAACGGAGUAGUUACAUUGUUUUAGCUAUUGUUUGCGAAUGACAGACAAAAGACAAAAGGCCACAAAGGUCAAAUGCAAACGCAAAGAAUCUCUAGCAAAACAGUCAAUAUUUGUGGAAUAUAUUCUUCUCUAGAAAAAGCGUUUGAGUUUUGCUGGAGCUCGUUGGCAGAUGAGCACAACACUUUACCAAAAUCGACCAUAAGACACGUAAAAUUGGACAAAUUUGUGAUUGGAACCCCAUGACUACGGGAUUUAUUAUGUAAACAUUGAUUUGCGUCAUUAGUAUGGAAUUUCUGUCGCUGAGUCGCAGACGUUCCUCCGCGCGAAGCGUCUUCAGCGGCAAAGAGCGAGGAGAAACAGAUGUUUUCGCAGGCUAGGAAAUAAGGACCUAUCCAAGAAUUUUAGGCCCGGUUCAGACGCCGAACUUUUCAUGAGCCGAACCUAAUUUGAAUUAAGCUGACCCAAAUUAUUGUAGACCGGCUGAAUUGAUUCAGACGCUGAUCUUAAUUGCAGCUGAACUAAGUUCAAGGGCGAAAAAUGCUCAUUUCAGUCUAACUGUUUACAAAAUACGUUAUAAUAAUUUAUGCAUUAGGUUAAGUACUUGAAAAGUUUGGCGUCUGAAUCAAAGUCGCUCCAAAGGCGAAUUUCCCGGCCGGGCUAGGCGAAAAGAAUGGCUGAGCCGUUCCAAAUUGAAUCAGGUGUUCCUAAUUGAUUCAGAUGCCGAAAUUUCCAUGUACUUAAUUCAAUGUAUUAGGUUCGGCUCAUGAAAAGUUCGGCGUCUAAACCGGGCCUUAAUAGCCUAAAUUUGUGCUAGUUACAUGUACCAUUAAUUUUUAUAUGCACAUGAGGAAGAAGCUGUUCAGUCUACCUUGGGAAAGUACUGUAUUUUCAUUCAAACUUCACUGGGUACAGCUCAGCUCCUUUGGGUGAACAUUUGUUUUGUAAAUAUUUUUUUUUUUAUCAUUUUCUUCUACUAAUUCAUGCAGGUUAAGUCUGUUAAGACUGGAUCAGUGUUCUGGGCAGCAUGUACCAGCUUAUCUUACUUCUACAUGGUGAGUAAAAUCCUAAAUAAGCAUUUUGUCUAUGAGGAGCUUUAUGUAGUUUUCCUUGUAGACUUAGUAUCACAGAGUGUCAUUGUACUGAAACCAUGAUCAUUCUACUCACUGAGCACUUCACCUUGUUGGAAAGAGAAACCAUUGACUUAGACUGCUGUUGGUUAUUUUUUUUUUGUACUCGUAAAGGGGCUAUGUUACAAGAAUACAGCUGUAUUUCUGUUUUACAGUGUGGGUCAAUUCUAUGCUGAAGUGCAAUUCUAGUGCCUCUUCCCAUACAAAAAAUGCUCCUGUAGUUUUAUUAAGAGAAGUUGAAAAAGAAAGCUGACCCAACUUUUUCAACUUUCAAUCCAUGUCCAUACAUGCCACAGAUCCACAGUUGACAGGAAUCAGUUUUAAUGUCUAACAUAGUCUUGAAUAGCAAAACUGAACUAUUGUUUUUAGAAUUAGUUUUUUGAAAAGAUAGCAAAUAGCAUGAAUAGUCUGUUUACGUCAUGACAAGUUCACAUCUUUCAUUUCUAGGUUUCAGCAUGGGGUGGAUAUGUUUUCAUCAUCAACCUUAUACCUCUUCAUGUCUUCUUCUUGCUUCUCAUGGGGCGCUUCUCUUACAAGAUUUAUGUUGGUAUGUGCAUUAUACUACAGAGUAUAUUAAUAUAUUGAUUUUUAAUACAGAGCCAGUACUGGUCAGCAGCACUUCUGUAAAAGGCAUGCUUCACAUGCCAGGUGGCUUCUCUCAGUUUUCACUUGUGUUAGGUCUUGUAAGUUACCUUGUUAUUGAAGCUUUGGUUGUGUUACGUAAUUAUCGUGUCAUCAAUCGACCAAUCUUUCUCCUUCUGGCGCAGCAUGGUUUUCAAUAAUAUUGAAUUUGAAUCGGUGGUAUUUAUCUGGAAAGUGACAGCCAUUAAUCUUGUUCAUGUACAAGCCCUCGAUUAUGCCCUGAAACACUACCUCCAGAUUUUUGUUUUUCGUUAAUUUGAUUUGCUCCUGUCAUUGGGUAGUCUGUUAGGUUGAAAGAAAUGGCGCAAUAGGCUGAUUUAGCAACAGGACGGGAAUGUCAGUUGGCUACGGGAAAGUGUGCGGAAAGGACUAAACGACUUCCGGUGCCCAAUUUGCUGCUUUGCCAUUGGUCAUGCCAGUUGUUUGAUUUGUGCGUGCCGUUGUCAACUGACAUUCCUGUUCUAUUGCUAAAUCAGCCUAAUGAAAGUUUACAAACACCAUUUGGAACUGUUCUGAUGAAGAAGUGUCCUUAGUGGCUUUUCUGCCUGUGCUUAAAAAAUUUUAAUCAUGCUAUUCUUCCAACUCAAAUGACUGCUCCUGUGUCUUCGAGGAAGAAAAUGAAAAAUUACCAGCAUGGUUAUGUCAUCAGCUAGGGUCCAGUUGUUUGAACGCCAGUUAGCGCUAACCUAGGGUUAAAUUUUAACCCGGGCUUCUUUUUCUUUUCAUCAAAAGCACUCUCUCAGAUAAUUUUCUAUAUUCUUUUUAGAGUUUCCAGUCAUCAAAUUGUAGGCAAAGAGAAUUAAACUGGAUUUGCUUUUUAAGCUCUCAUAUCUGAGUUCAAAUUUGGCACUAACCCUGGGUUAUCUUAACUCAGCUUCGAACAACCCGGCCCAGAGUGUUAUUUGUUUUUUAUACGACAAAAUGCUUGCUAUUUAACUUACUACAAAAAACUAACUGUUGAUCCAAGUGUCAUCAUCGAUUUCUUCUCAAUUUUUGCAGCAUACACAACUUUCUUUAUCAUGGGUCUUCUAAUGUCUAUGCAAGUACCUUUUGUCGGCUUCCAACCAAUCAGAACAAGUGAACACAUGGCUGCAGCAGGUAGGGUGCUUUCAUUUUUGUGAUUAUGGAAACUUUUAUGGAUUUAAUAAAUGUUUCUGGAAAUUAAUGCACGGAAUUCCCUUUAUGAGAGAGCUUUAGAUUCGAGGAUGAGGACAACUACAAGGAUGACAUUUAGUUUUAAGUUUUCUCACACCUAUUCUCUACUAAUAGACACCCCGGAAAGCUUCAUUGAACUUUUUCCUGCACAAAAAUUAGUACAUGUAUGCUUAUUUCCAUUGAAGGAGGUAAAGCCCUCUCCUGAUCACUAAAUGAUAAAAUUUCUAACAUUUGAUAACUUGUUUUCACCACUGUGACAAUCUCGCUAAAACUCGUAGUAGAAUGUUGAUGGCUAUCACUUUUUCCCACCAAAAUGACGUUGGUUCGUGCACAUGCACUACAUAGUAUUGGGAAAAUCUUUUUCUUGUAGUCGUACUCAUCUUAGAAUGUAAAGCUCUCUAUUUCCCUUAAUAGUAACCUCAGCCAGCACAGUGAGGCAUUGCAUUGUAUCUUUGCCUGCAGUUGUACAAGUUUAGUAAAAUUUGUGUAAACUGCUCUAGAGCCUUUUCACAUGACAUCACAUCUGUCAUGUACAUGUAUAUUUUUGAAAUUAGUUUUAAUUGCAUGCACUUAUUUGAUUUGUUGGCAUUCUGUGUAUUAUUUGUGUAAUUUUAUCAAUCAAUUGAUUAUUAGGAACAUUUGCCUUGCUUCAAGCCUAUGGAUUCUUGGUUUACAUAAGAAGCAAAGUGUCAUGGACUGAUUUUAAAAACAUUUUUAUCUUUGCUGUUGUGGCUGUUGCUGGUUUGGUGUUUAUUGCUGUCAUUUUUCUUACUUAUGCUGGUAAGCAAUGCAUACUUCAUCAUUCUAAUUUUAAUUUUGUUUGCAUUCAUUGCCGUCCAUUGUGUGCAGUGGAGCAACUACCAUCAGGGCUGUCCUCAUGCAGUACCCAACACCCCUGUCAACUAACCUUUGCUUCUGGGUGCAGCAAAAAUCAUAGUUUUAAGUUUUUAUACCAGGCAUCCUACAGCUCAGCUCUUUUUGCUCCUUAUAGUUUUUCUUAGAGCACAGCCGUUAGGGGGGAAUGAAAUCCCAUUGUCUUUGACUCAUGGCUUUCCUUAUCAACGAUUACUUGUACGACUCUAAGAUGCAUUUUUGUAGGGGUGUAGCACCGCCUCCAAUACUAAGACCACGUUUAUAGGCCUUUUUAGCAAAAUAGAUAAUUUUCUGUGAGUAAUUCUUGUGUCAGGAAAGGCAUGAAAGUUGUUUUUAUACUCAGAAGCACUUAAAACCUUGCCUGUAGACCAUCAGAUGGCAUAUAGAUCACUAAUUUUUCCAAGCUUCAAUAUGAUAGUUGUUCAAAGGCAGUUUGCUUGCAACUCUCGAACAAUUAUUGGAUGAGGGUUUUGUUUUGUGUCACAUAAAUGUUAUAUUAUUUGCCUCGACUGAUGACACUUUUCUUGACCUUGAUUAUUCUGGAUUUCACAAACACUGAAUUGAAAAAACUGAAUUGUUUUAUUACACAUUGUUGGUUUGAAGGAAAUAGGAACACCAAUUUUUUUCACAGAAAGCAGUUUGACAUUGCUCUUGGAAAUCAUGUAUUGCAUAUGCAAUCUACAGACUAGUUGGUUAUCUGCUAACAGAUAAGAAAAUAACCUGUAGGUUGUACUCAUUUCCAAAAAUAACUGUAUGCUCUUAGCCAAUCAGAAGACAGAUAGUGAUUACAAUGCAUAAUAUUAUAACUGGGCAAGCUUCCCACUUUGGUAGAAUACUGUGAUAAUUUCACUACAACAGUGUACCCUUUAGUACACCUAGGCAAGCAAGAUGUUACUUGUAUCCCAUCAGUGCUGCUCAAGUUACUGAUAUUAGUCUGACAGUCUUUUCAGAAAACAAAAUUUGUGUUGUGUUGUUGCAGGUUAUGUUGCUCCAUGGAGUGGGAGGUUUUAUUCCUUAUAUGAUACUGGGUGAGUAAAUUUAGCUGCAUUUAGCACACUUUACAUAACUCAACUAAAGACAACAAGCAACAUUCUAAAAUAAAAUCGAUACUACAGUAUUAUACAGAUGCCCUGUAAGUGGUUGUAAAAUGAAGGUGAAAAUUGCUGUUUAUAAUUAUUCUUCGACUUUAAUUAUCUGUUUUCGAUAAGUUUGAUAAAGAUUUUGCAGACAUAAUUGUUAGUUCCCUUUUACCGUAAAAAUCUAAAAUGCCCAAUAAAAGUAGCAAGCAGUUUUUAAACCCAUUUUUCACAAACUGAUUUGAGAAAGCCAAUGGUAAUGUUUAUUGUCCAACUGCUACACAUAAAACGUUUUUGUCAAUUUAAGACUGCUCUAAAUAGUUAUUUUUUUCUUAAACAAUGUAACAGUGGAACUGAUUUUAGCAAAGAACGUCAAAGUGCAUAACAGAAGUUUCCACUAACUAUUAAUUUUUGUUAGAAAUUUUAUUUAAGUCUAUUUAAAAAUUAUUCGUGAAGCCCAAAUGGGAGGGCGAGAGGAACAAUUGUUUUAGUAAAAUCCAACUAGUUGGUCAAAAAUAUUGAGAAUAAACGAAUUUUAGCUACUUAAAGCUAGACUUUAAUCCUUUCUUGCCGCCAAAAAGGCGCGCUUUUCACUACUAGUAGUCUAUAACAUAUAGCCUAGUAGCAGCUCAACCAAUCAGAACGCAGCAUUGAUAAUAGACCACUACUUGGAUUUUACUAAUUAACAAUAUUAUUCCUCGAGCCCGAAUGGGCUCUGAGUCAAUAGCCCAUGAGGCCGAAGGCCCAAUGGACUAUUGACUCAGAGGCCAUGAGAGCGAGAGGAACAAGAUUGUUUUAGUAAAAUCCAACUAGUUGGUCAAAAAUAACGAGACAAAACAACUUUAGCUAACAAAACGCGAUUCAGCUGCCAUUGUUUUGCUUUUCAAAGCUGGUGCUUUUCACUACUAGUGGGCUAAAAUAUAUAGCCUAGUAGUAGCUCAACCAAUCAGAACGUAGCAUUAAUAAUAGACCACUAGUUGGAUUUUACUGAAUUAUUUUAUUGAUAUGUUUUGCAGUUAUGCCAAGAUUCACAUUCCCAUUAUUGCAUCAGUCUCUGAGCAUCAGCCAACUACAUGGGUGUCUUUCUUCUUUGAUCUUCACAUCCUGAUCUGCACCUUCCCUGCUGGUUUGUGGCUCGUGGUGAAGAAAAUCAAUGAUGAAAGAGUUUUUGGUAAGAAUUCAAAUUUUUUUCAUAAGUUUACAGCUUUUUUGUCUUGUUUGAUUAAAAAGAAUUCUCUUUUCAGAAAAAAAAAUUACGUUUUUUACUCAUAAGAUAACAGGAAGGAUACGACCACAUUUUAAUCACGCUUUUCUCGCGUGUGGUGAUUUUCACGAGCGCUUGCAGUUCGCUUGCUCUACUAUCCCUGAGGAAAAAUGGGGUACUCGUAAUCUACCCACGUGUAGGCUUUGACAGCAUCUUAUUUAAUUUGUCCUUUGCAGUUGUGUUGUAUGCAACUACAGCUGUGUAUUUUGCUGGUGUGAUGGUACGUCUGAUGUUGACCCUGACGCCAGUGGUGUGCAUUCUUGCCGCUGUUGCUUUCUCUAAAACCCUGGAUAAUUAUCUCGUGGAAGAUCGCCAGGAUGAAAACAAGGAGACUGAAGGUCGCGAUGCUGAUGCAGAAAGCAGUGAGGAAGAAGGUGACAAGAAAAAGAGAAAAGAUCUGUAUGAUAAGGUACAUUUAUAACUUGCUAGCUUAGCUAGCUGUUUGCGGUUUCAGUGCAGUUGCCUGACUUAUGAAGUGCUUAUCCUCGUCGUCAUCUUCCUCACCAUUAUUGUCGUCAUCAUCGCGAUAAAUAACAUCAUCAUUAAGAAAAAACAAAAAGCAAACUGCCGUGAUAAACAUAAUGAAAUAUAAAUGCAUUUCUGGAAAGAAAAAAGGUUUUUUAACUUGACGUUUCGUCUGUUGCAACAUACAUCUUCAGAAGUAAUAAACCGUUGAAUAACAACAGAAAUAAGUAAAUAAUUAAAGAAACAUAUGGUAGGAAAUAUUCAAUAUUAUGUAGAACCACAGAAAAACGCAGAAAAUGAGAUAAUUUCCUCUUAAACUGAAAUAUGAAACAUCCAUACAAAAAACCGCAGUUUGCUUUUUGUUUCUUCGUAAGCUAAGAUGGCCAAAAAACAAGAGUACCUACGAUUUAACAUCACAAUUUCUUGGAACACCAAAGUCACCUUAGAGUUCAUAUAUGGGUAUUCGUAUCCUAUGAAAACUUAAAGUUUGAGAACGGUGGAAUAGGUGAUGUUAAUAUAAAUAACAGUUUAUUGAAAGUCAUGGUUAGGUUUUACGAUGGAUUCUAACAAUCGCGCUAGAAUUUUAGCCCUGAGACUUUCAGUUUUUAGUGUGUCUGUCGCGCGCUAGGAAAUUAUCUCAUUUUCUGUGGAUCUACAUAAUAUAUUAUCAAGGAACUGGCAGACCGUUACCGCUUACACUCACAUUGUAUCUUCAGAGAUGACUUAAAAAGAGGGCCGUUUGGUUUUCAUUAGAACAUCUCUGAUAGCCUGCGUAGCUGGCGCCGGGUUUUUUAGGGCGAAGGAAGAAAUCUCGAGGACGCGCUUGUUCCCCUCGCGCGGCGUGACAAAAAGCUACCAGCGCCUGCUACGCAGUCUACGCAGGCUACAAUACUGAUAUUUCUGGGCACUGUUUUUUUUUCUUUUACAGCCCGGCAAGAAAAAGACCUCAAAUAACAAACAGAACAACAAACAAAGCACCAAAAAAGUGGAAAAAGAAAAAGAGGAAGAUGGAGGUGUGAUUGGUGCUAAUCUUAAGGGAAUGGUUGUCAUGUGUGUAGUGAUGAUGCUGAUGAUGUUUGCUGUUCACUGUACCUGGGUGACAAGCAAUGCUUACUCCAGUCCAUCAGUCGUAUUGGCUUCCACUAAUUAUGAUGGGUAAGCCUUCUUUCUCUGCAAAACUCUCUGGAAACAGAGCACAGAAUGCUACUUUAGCAAAUCCAUAAUGGCGUCACGGUCACGGUAGAUGGUCACGGUGUUUAUAUCGCGCUGGCUAAAAAUUGGACCUUGCUUUGGGCGUUCAAAUUUUUGUAGGGUGUUUCCGUGUGAACACCUACAAUCAUGGACAAAAGUCCUUGGGACAGUACUGCAAUACUCAUAUUUUUCUGUCAUUCUGGGUUCCCUCAUAAAACAAUGCGGAGAAUCCUUUUCGAAAUUUUCCUGCAGUUCUCCCUCCCCCCCCGCCCCCGACCCUAUACAGAGUUGAAACUCGGAAAAAAAAUUCUGGAUACACGCGUCCAACAUUGUUUUGGGGUGAGGGGAGGUUUUGGACCGGUGUGAAUCGGAAAACGCCCCAGAAACGCAAAAGUGUCCCAAGACUUUUUUCCAUGAUUGUUGGUACACGAAUCUUUAACUGGACGAAAAUUCGUCCAUUCCUGUGUGAAAGAAGGACUAGAUUAGCAACAAGUUUUGGCACAUUUCUUUGCCGUCCCUGCACGACCACAACGUGAAAUUUCCGUAUGCAACGUUUAAUGGCGGACGUAAACACACGGAGAAUAAUUUUUCCUUCUCUUUCUUUUAACUUGGUUGCUGUCCCCAGGAAUUCAACUUCAGGGAAAUUCGCCCACAUUUGACAUUUUGAGCAAGCUGGCACUAAGUUUGACAAAAAACCUUGUAUAUACAAGGCUGUGCAAAUACAGUUGGAUUAACGUUUGUUAUUAUUGCUUAAGAAAGACAGUUGAAAUGUUGAAUUCAACCACGACGCAUCAAUUACUCAACUGAUAGCUACUCUAUUAAAAACUAAGCUUAACACCAUUUUCCAGCAGUAAGGGAUGUUUCCAUCAUUAUCUCCCCGCAGGAGUCGAAACAUUCUUGAUGAUUUCAGAGAGGCGUACUUCUGGUUGAGACAAAACACCGAUGAUAAUGCACGGUAUGUACAUGUAUGAUGAUAUGUUAAUUAUAACAGUCCUCUCCGAUCGUUAAAAGGUUCCCUUAAAGUAAUUAACCGUCUUAUAUAUCAUCCUCUGAUCUUAGACAAUUUUUCGUGCGAAAGGAAAACGCAUUUGGAGAGUGCGCCAUGUGUCCGUGUCAAUUGAGUCUCCUGUUUGCUCAUAUUCGAGAAAGUUUUUUAAACCUCUCAUAUUCCCCAUAUAUGUACACCCCCCCCCCCCCCCCCCCCNNNCCCCCCCCCCCCCCCCGCCUACCAACAACAGUUUGUAAGGUCAACCAAAACUUCUUGAAGGUAGUGCCGAUUAAAAAUCUUUGAACAAUGACAGCACGAGCUAGUGAUUUCUUUCCCGUGAGUGUGAGCUAGGCCUUUAGGAAAGGUCCACAAAACUCCCACGGAUGUUAAAAGGUUUUGUUGCUGUGUCUUGCAUUGUGAUACAGGAUUAUGUCUUGGUGGGAUUAUGGAUAUCAGAUCGCUGGAAUGGCCAACAGAACAACGCUUGUGGACAAUAACACGUGGAACAACAGCCAUAUAGCUCUGGUAUGAGUCAGUUUAAAGUUGCUGAGUUAUUAUAUUGCAUACACGUAUUCAACCUUCCCAUACUCCAGGGAACGGGAGGAAGAGUUGGCUAAGUUAGAGAAGCGAUCAUUGCAUGGGUACUUGACGAGGGAUGGGCCAGAAAGUGGAGUUUAUACAAGACACCACCCAUAUAAUGAGCCUUCUGGCCUGAUGCAUAUUUUUUUGCUGCAUUUCUGCAAGAGAUAGAGACAGGGUGCGCAAAUGACGUGUGACAUUGGGUACAGAACCACAUUCCUGUACGAGUGUCUGUGUAAAAUGGCUAAUAGAGAGGAGAAGUUAAGUCACGUUGCCAUGGUAGCAAAAUUUCUGGAUGACAACAAACUGAAAACGUCACUUAAAAAGUGAAUUCUCACUGUUUCAAACUUCAUAAUUUCAAAUGUUGGCGAAAUUUUUCUGGGUUGAAUGCGAAAGUGUAGAAAAAGAAGAAGAAAAUUUUUGUGUUGUGUUCACCAACUCCAUAAAGUGGGCGCGUGCAACGACGGCUAAGAAGUGUUUUGCUACUAGUUAAACCUUUAGCUUUUUUGCCGUUGUCGUUGCCGUCGCCGUCGUCGUUGCUUAAGCUCUCUUAUUGUUAUCCAGAAAUUUUGCUACCAUGGUAACGUGACGUCACACUUCUGUCUAUUUAACAAUUAUUCUUCGAGCCUGAAUGGGCUUUGAGUCAAUAGCCCAACUAGCUGGUCAAAAAUAUCGGGGCAAAACAACUUUUGCUUGUAAAACGCGAUUCAGCCGCCUUUGUUUUGGUUUUCAAAGCCGGCGCUUUUCGCUACUAGUGGGCUAUAACAUGUAGCCUAGUGGUAGCUUGACCAAUCAGAAUGCAGCAUUGAUAAAAGACCACUAGUUGGAUUUUACUAAUACAGGUUAGUACUUAUCGAUUUGUAAUAGAAUCUGUUUUUUGUUUCUGUAUUGUUUUUUUUUGUGUAGGUCGGUAAAGCCAUGUCAUCUAACGAGACCUCAGCCUACAAGAUCAUGAAGAUGCUAGACGUUGAUUAUGUACUUGUUAUAUUCGGUGGUGUGAUUGGUUAUUCGGGUGAUGACAUCAACAAGUUCCUAUGGAUGGUCAGGAUCGCAGAAGGUGAACAUCCACAAGAAAUUAAGGUACUCGAUCAUCGCUGUUGUAUUUUAUCUGUUCGCUUUCGCAUGCCUGAUGGUAGCAAGAUAUUAGUUCAGUACGAUAGUUUACGAACCUCCCUUCUCAAAUUCAUUAAAAUACAAAGGAAAUCAAUAUUUAAUGAGUGUUCAGAAAUCAGAUGAAAAACUGCUCAGUUUUGCAUCCUUAAUUUCUCCAAGUCUAAAAUCAUUUUGUUUGGGAAGUAAUAUCCGUCAGUCGACAGAGUGUUUCAUCACCAGAUGAAACACCUGCUCGAAGUUCGUCAAAAAUACUCCGCUACGCGUCCUAUUUUCAACUCUCUUCUCAGUGUUUCAUCUGGUGAUGAAUUACGUGAAGCCCCCCCAAUGAAGGACUGCCCAAACUAAAAAGGAAAGUAAACAUUAAACCAUACAGGAGAAGGAUUCUUUAUUUUUUGCUUUUUCCUUUCAUAUUUACCAGAAAAAGUUUCACUUUGUCGGUGUUAGUAUCGGACCGUGGUCAACAUGCUCAAGUAUUGGUCGCGGGGUGGGGGAGAGGGAGGGGGGAGGUGGGUUUAUUCUAUACCCUAUCCCGCUUUAGCCCCACCCCACUCUUGCCCCAUCUUUUCUUGCUCGUUGAGAGCGACUUGUUCACACUGCUCAUGUUUGAUCUGUUGCAGGAAUCAGACUAUUUUACCCCUCAAGGCGAGUUCCGUGUAGACGCGGCUGGUUCGCCUAUCCUCUUAAACUGCCUCAUGUACAAGAUGUGUUAUUAUCGAUUUGGUGAGAUGCAGGUAAUCUGAAUGCAGUAUGUUUUACUCUUGACACAAUUGAAACGCGAUCAAAAGUCUAAACGGGUGAACUUUUGAGAGGCAAUGAUGAUAAACUGUCUGUCAUCUGACACAUACAAGACUCCGAACUUUAACAGUUUCGUCGACUCUCGACUUUGUUUCAUCCAUUUAACAACUUAACAUCACCAAAGUUAAGUACAUUCGACUUUGUUACAGUGCGGUAGGCUUGAGCGGGUAGGAGAACUUGUUAAGGUGGUGCAUAAACAUACUUUCUUAACAUCUUAUACCUCCCUUUUGAAGUCACCAAUAGCUGGUUCAAGUCCCUUCUGAAGAUGAAGGAAGAUGUUUUAAAGGCAAAGGAGUCAGUAGAAUGCGUUGAAUCUGGUAAACUCGUGAUGUAAAUUGAAUUGCCUGUAUUUUUAUUUUUCAGCUGGACUUUCGAUCUCCGUCUGGUUUCGAUAGGACUCGUAACGUAGAAAUAGGAAACAAAAACUUUAAGUUAGAACAUUUAGAAGAAGCUUUUACUUCUGAGCACUGGCUAGUAAGAAUAUACAGGUACGGCUGAGCCAAUUCCGUUUCUCUUUAUUCUCGCUAACACAGACACGUUUUUCACUCAUUUUUCGCAACUCUAUAAAGUGAGAACAUAUUUAAUUUAUAGGAUGGAUACUUACUGCUGGUUAGACAUUUAGGGCUGUUUUUUCAAGCAUUGUUUGUUCCUGGGCCCACUGAGUUUCUUUUUGUUUGGGUUUGCGCGUGGCACACCCCUACGCGCUUUUGUUGUGUUAUUCUAUUUGCGAAAUGCUUUCCCCGCCAGGGCCUGACGACGGCGUUCGAUCAACAGGCAUCCCAAGCUAACAAACCUCGUUCCCAGGGUCUCUCUUCGAGGAAGUGGAGAGACCCUGGUAAAGACUUUGAAGCUAACCAUUACAUAAGCCUAAAGUUAUAGCAAGGGACGGGAGGGAGGGAGGAAGGCAGUCCAUGGAAUUCAAUUGUCGCUUCCCCUUCGAUUUAAACACCUGCCAUGCCAGCCUCGUUCCCAGUGUUCUCUUCUACUCGUGGGGACGAUUAAAGGACCUUGGAAACUAGUUUGCUGCCAUGCAAGGUAUUCGAAAAACAGCCAUCGGAAAAAUAGAAUAGGAGUACGGCAAAAUUGUCAUUAAAAUUGCUACAAGUAAAGCGUUAUUCUAGCCAAACUAUUUUUUUAAUCGAUGACAUCAGGUUUUAGGCACUCUUGGUCCGAGAGGCAAGCUAAACUGAAAAUAUACCAACCAUAUGAUUCAUAACACGUUUAAGUUAUUCACCAAAUGAUCAAUUCUCUUCUAACAAAGAAAGAAUAACAAGUUUUGUUCGGCUUCUACUUCAACAGGGUUAAAGAUUAUGCAAACCGAGUGAAGAGUAGUGGGACUUUGAGGUCAACCAAUUUAAAAGCUAAAAGUAAAUAUAUUCCUCGGCGGGUAAGUGUUGUUAUUUAGUACGCUGAGUAGACUUCAUUGUUGUUUUAGAAUUAAAGGAGCUAUGUCACAAGGAUAUUACUGUAUUAGGUCAAUUCUGUGCUGAAGUUAUUACUAUGGGUCCUUACCCACACCCCGAGGUGGGUACUUGGGUUAAUUUUUGCUGGGUAUGCCCGUUGGCCUCUCAGAGCCCCUACUCCAUUAUAGUCUAUUCUGUGACCAAUUAUAGACCCCUUCUUAGUCAGUUUUGGGCAAACGUAAUUUCCGCGAUCCCAACUUAGUCACUUUCUAUUUAUGUAUCCAACCUAUCAAUCCUUUAAAUAGGUCAACCUAAAAUGAUCUGACACAUUCAGUUCAGUUUAAAUUUAAUGAAGAACACUUUACUUUUCACUCUUAGUACAAACAUCGUGAUACGUUUGCUAACCGUAAAUACUUUCUUACCCCCAAAAUCCGAAAAUGUGCGAUCCAAUUUACCCUUUACAAUUUUUUAGUCUUAAACAAUAAAACUGGACCAUUGUGUUGGAAUUCAAUUGAUGCGAAGAGGUGAUUAUUAAAAGGUUUUCAAACAGAUAGCGUAGAUAUAUUUCCUGGAGCGGGUAUUUGCAAUCUAAAUGUGCUUUCUUUUUGUAUUGCUGUGCAGAAUAAUAGGAGAGGAUACAUAAAGGACAAACUCACUGUAGUUCAAGGCAAAAGAGUUCAGCGUAAAGGGAAAAAGAAGAAUAAAGCGAAGACUAAGAAAAGCGCGUAAAGAUUCGCUGCCGCAUCGUGUAAGACACAACUGACUUCUCCGCACUAUGAGAACUGCGCGAGAGAAUCACUGUUUCUUUCUUUCACCACCUUCUCGUUAAACUAGCCUGCGAAAAAUGCCGUCAUUUUGCGACGCCACAACUGCAUGGUUUUCCGGCGAAAAACGUCUGAGAAACGAGCGCAAGAAUUGCAAAGUGAUCACGUAUCACUACCCGGAUCUGGGAAGUGCUUCUAAUUGGUUAAAGCAAAUUUCCCUCGCGACACGACCAAUCAGAAGCACUACCCAGAUCUGGGUAGUGACCUGUCAUCAGUAUGGAAUUUCUACGCUCGUUUCUCAGACGUCAUUUGGCGGGGAAACCAGUGGUAACGUCGCCAAAUGUCGGCUGUUUUCUCAGACUACAGUUUAAGUUGUUCUUAAGUAGGUU
Messenger RNA from Porites evermanni, 20125 nucleotides. The record is from the annotation of a GenBank genome assembly. Lineage: Eukaryota; Metazoa; Cnidaria; Anthozoa; Scleractinia; Poritidae.